Messenger RNA from Phaeoacremonium minimum UCRPA7, 1632 nucleotides. RefSeq names its product putative het-s domain protein. The coding region runs from base 1 to 1632 and encodes 543 amino acids. The record is from RefSeq and is a predicted model, not a curated record. The transcript has 2 exons. Gene Ontology annotation, biological process: protein phosphorylation. Gene Ontology annotation, molecular function: ATP binding; protein kinase activity. NCBI's taxonomy places the organism in Eukaryota, Fungi, Ascomycota, Sordariomycetes, Togniniales, Togniniaceae.
AUGAUGGAUCCAUCAAGUGCUCUUGCUGGUGUUGAGUUUUGCUACAGACUACAAAUCGACUUCAUCCAGCGUAUAUCGAAGUCCCUAGACGCCGAACACCGCCGCGUUCUCAAUGACACUCUCGGCCGCCUUGCGACAACGCUCUCUUCGGCUAUCUCAAAGAUUCAGAAGGUCCACGACAAGACCUCCGAUGCACGGCCCGGAUUUCUGGCAUUUGCCAGCAGAGUCAGGAGGGGGAAAUAUGUGCUGGUUAAAAGUACUCUGGAUGAGGUAAUCUUGGAGUUAGAGGACUGGCAGAGACGGUUCGACCCGUCGUUCUACCUAAUCAUGAGGAUUGCGGAUCCUGUGAUAGAUGAGCAGCUAAAAGAGGCAACGAAGCAGGCCAAGGAACAGAGGCGAACGGCAUCAGCGGCGUCUGCAACAGCUGGCGCUGGCAAUCACCAAGGGCAAGGGUCGCCGGCGCAGUCGUCGUCUCGCACUGCACGAGUCAAUGAAAGAUCUCCGCUCACCAUUGCUGAUGGCGUGAGGAACGUGCUACGGCCCGACCCGCCUCAUGUCUCUAUCUUCCUCCCCCAUCAGCCACUCGAGACAAUCUCUAUACCCUUCUCCAAGGCGCAAGCUGCGUGUCGGCGCACUCAUGCUGGUACACAGUGGUUCAUCCUCGACACACUCCACAUCCGUCCUACCAGUAAUGUCAAUGCCGUCACGGAGGAUGUGCGAAAACUCGCGCGAAAGCUGUCGCGUGCUGACCCUCUUACCUUCGGCCUUUUAAAUUGCAAGGGGGCAAUGCGUAUGCUCGAUGCCCAGCGACGAGGUGUCAUUGGAUUCCAUCUUAUUUUGCGAGCACCCGAGGGCAUGGAGAUUCUACAAAGCCUACGGCAGGUGCUACUCAAUAGCCCUGUAUCAGGCAAUACAGGGCCAGAUGGCAUUGGCACGGAGGGGAUGAGUAUGUCGUUGACACGCCGGGUACGCAUCGCUAAGGAGCUCGGCAAAUCUAUCAGUUACGUGCACACCUUCAAUUUUGUGCACAAGAACAUAUCUCCCGAAUCCAUCUUACUCUUUGAAGACUUGUCAUCAUCGCACAGCGCCACUUUCCUUGUAGGAUUCGAUGACUUCCGCUCUGUAGAUGGCGGCACAGCUCUGAUAGGUGAUGUAUCGUGGGAGAAGAAUGUCUACCGCCACCCUAGCCGGCAGGGCGAGUUUCCCGAGGAGGCCUACCGCAUGCAGCACGAUGUCUAUAGCCUGGGGGUAUGCUUGCUUGAAAUUGGCUUGUGGGAAUCUUUUGUGGACUAUACCACGGAUGAUCCUCCGCUGCCGCGAUAUGGUAAGUCGUACAAUAAUUUCAUGAUCUGGGUCAGGGGCCAAAGCGAGGAAUCUGACCAGCAAUCCUCGAAUGCGUCGUAUAUGGGCUUUAUGGCCAGCAAGCUCAAGGAAUAUCUCGUCCUUUUAGCAAGAUCGCAGUUACCACAGAAAAUGGGCGAUCGAUAUGCAGAAAUAGUUGUCUCCUGCCUAACAUGCCUAGAUGAAGAGGGUAAUGGCUUCGACGACUGGGAUCCGGACGAAGAUGAUAUUCGUCUAGGAGUCCGGUUCAAUGAUAGAAUACUAGGUCGUCUCAAUGAGAUCAUCAUCUAA